Acanthosepion pharaonis is the source of this 639-nucleotide messenger RNA. The record is from the annotation of a GenBank genome assembly. Lineage: Eukaryota; Metazoa; Mollusca; Cephalopoda; Sepiida; Sepiidae.
AUGUACGUCUAUCUAUCUGUCUAUCUUUCUUUCUUUCUUUCUUUUUGUUUUUCUUUCUUUCUUUCUUUCUUUCUUUCUUUCUUUCUUUCUUUCUUUCUUUCUUUCUUUCUUCCUUUCCAGUCGUCCCCACUAAGCUUAUUUCUUUCCGCUUGCUUCUGUCACUACCUUUCGCUCUCUGUUACUUUAUCUUAUUUCCCUCUUUUUUACCUUCUUUCUCUCUCUCUGUUUUUCUGUCUGCUUUUUUUUUAUUUCCUUAGCUGUCUGUUUCCUCAACAUUCGUUCACUUCACCUCCCUCUCUUUCUCUCUCUUCUUUCUCUCUCUUCUUUCUCUCUCUCCUCACAUAUCGCUCAACCUCUUUUUCUCCUUAUCUCUCCCCUCUUAGCACCCUCUCUUGUCAUUUUCCCUCCUUUUCUUUCUAUUCUUCGCAUUCUUUCACUUUCCUUUACAUUCACACUUUUUAUUUCUUCUAUUUUCUUUCAUAUUUUAUCCCGUUUCCGUCUUCUCUCCUUACAUUUCCUAAGACUUUCUUUUUCUCUCUCCCUACUUUUCUUUCUAAACUCUCUCCCCCCCCCUCUCCCCCCCUCUCUCUCUCUCGCUCUUGUUUUACUUCCCCAUCUUUCUUUCUUUUUAAAUCAUAA